Messenger RNA from Chlorella variabilis, 900 nucleotides. RefSeq lists its product as hypothetical. Lineage: Eukaryota; Viridiplantae; Chlorophyta; Trebouxiophyceae; Chlorellales; Chlorellaceae. The annotation marks the transcript as partial. The transcript has 6 exons. Gene Ontology annotation, molecular function: hydrolase activity. The record is from RefSeq and is a predicted model, not a curated record.
AGCGAUGCCGCCUCCCAGGCCUGGCUUCCCGUGCGCCUGGUUAAGCGGGCGCGUGCGCAGCAGGAGCGGCUGCCGGCGGUGGUACUGCUGCAUGCCACGGGGGCGAGCAAGGACAGCAUGGCGACGCAGCAAGCCGAGUUUGCUCGGCGCGGGUACCUGGCGGUGGCGGUCGACUGCAGAUACCAUGGAGAGCGCAGCGUGGAUUUGGAGGACUGCCGCGGCGGCUAUGAGCAGGCCCUGGUCAGGGCGUGGCGGCGCAGCGGAGAGCGCCCCUUCCUGCUGGAUAAUGUGUGGGACCUUCACCGCCUGCUGGACUGGCUGCAACACAGGCAAGGAGGCGGCGGCGCAAGCCGCCUGCCGCGCCUGGCUCGGCUGCCUGCACAACUCUGUCAGCCUGACGUGGAUGCUGCCCGCAUCGGCAUGACAGGGGUCAGCCUGGGCGGCAUGCACACCUGGCUGACGGCGGCGGCGGACGUGCGUGUGGCUGUCGCGGCGCCCAUGAUUGGUGUGCAGCACUUUGGCUGGGCGGUCCAGCAGCAGCAGUACCACGGCCGCGUGGGCAGCAUACCCCUUGUCUUCCAGGCAGCUGCAGCAGACCUCGCACAGCAGCAGCAGCAGGGCACUGCAGCAGGUGCUGAAGUCAGCCCAGAGGUGGUGGCGGCGGUGUGGGAGCAGCUACUGCCUGGCUUGCUCGAUCGCUACGAUGCCCCUCAUUCGCUGCCGCUGCUUGCCCCCCGCCCGUUGCUGGUGGCCAAUGGGGAGGUUGACCCUCGGUGCCCAAUGCAGGGCGUGGAGGUAGCGAUGGAGGCUGUUCGAGCGGCAUACGAGCGUCACGGCGCCGCAGACAAGCUGCAGCUGUAUGUGGUGCCUGGCUGCGGGCACGAGUGCACCGCCUGCAUG